Messenger RNA from Babjeviella inositovora NRRL Y-12698, 571 nucleotides. Its product is annotated as glutamyl-tRNA(Gln) amidotransferase subunit F. The coding region runs from base 39 to 542 and encodes 167 amino acids. NCBI's taxonomy places the organism in Eukaryota, Fungi, Ascomycota, Pichiomycetes, Serinales. The transcript has a single exon. The record is from RefSeq and is a predicted model, not a curated record.
GGAAGCUUCUCACCCCCAUCUUCCUCUAUCAAAAACACAUGAUGGGACUAAAGGUACUCCGCAGAUGCUACUCUGCGAGAGUUGGCCCUGCUUUAAACUCUGCCGAGGAUAUUCGUCAGUUGCUAGCUACCCCUUCCUGGUCGUCCGCCGAAUUCCUCAAGCGCACGAAGGAUACCAAGGUCACACAGCCGCUUUUGCACAAAUUGUUGAAGCUUUCGGGCUUGUCAAGCCAGAUUUCCGCCCAGGAAUCCGAACUGCUUUUGCUGGCGCUCGAGAACCAGAUUAAUUUCCUCGAUCACUUGCACUCGGUGCAGCUUCCGCCGGAGGCCGCUGCCACUUUUAAAGACCCACGCUAUGCCAGAAUCUUGAGACACGAGCCGGAGGCGGUGGGGUAUACCGAGUUACAGGCGAUGGUGGCAGAACAGAAACAGGCCCACGAUAAGGGCGAGGUGGACGACAGCUGGAGCCCUAUGGACAUGGCAGAGAUACGGGCAGGGCCAAACUAUGUCAUCAGAGGCGGUUUGGGCAAGGACGAGCAAUAGAUUAAUGAAUAACGAUAAUUGUAUAUAAU